AUGAUUCUCCGACGUUUAUUUCGAAGUGUCGUAGUCGUUCGAAGAAGAAUUGUGGUUUUGGGAAUUGAAACUAGCUGUGACGAUACGGCAGUUGCAUUUGUGCAAGAUGAUCGAAAAGUACUGUCUUCAAGAAGAUUUGCGGACAGAGAGACACAGCGGAGGCUGGGUGGGAUUUCGCCGUGUGAAGUAGCAUUGCAGCACAAGGAACAUCUUCCUCGACUAUUAGACGAAUGUGUUAAAGAAGCUGGUCUUGGUGUGGCUGAUGUAGAUGCCGUAGCCGUCACUACUAAGCCCGGACUUGUUAUAGCUCUAAAAGAAGGGAUCCGUAAAGGUCUUGAACUCUCAAGGGUGUACAAGAAGGAUUUUAUCUCUGUUCAUCACAUGCGAGCACACGCAUUGUCUGCUUUUCUUGUGUGCAAUGUUCUAUCUUUUCCAUUUCUCUCUGUGCUGAUCUCUGGUGGUCAUGCACUCAUCGUUCUCGUCCGUUCGGCAAACGAUUUUACUCUAUUAGGUGAGAGCACCUCGGGUAGUCCAGGGGAGUGCCUGGACAAGAUAGCUAGGGAGCUACGAAUAAACGAAAUGCAAGAAUUUCUAGAUAUACAUCCAGGAGCUGCUGUAGAGCGGUUGGCGAGUAGAUCUUCUAAUGGUCAUUUGCGGUAUUCCGUGACCGGUCCGCAUACAUCCGGAGCGGACAUGAACUUUUCACAAUUAAAGUCUUCAUACUUAAACCUUGCCAGAAGACAUGCGGGGGACGAAGAUUUUAGCGUGGAAGACUUCUGCGCAAGUGUCCAGCAUCACUUGACUCGACACUUGGUUUCGAAGGUGCAUAACUGUCUGGAGUUUUUGCUUUCCUCAAAUCGUUUCUCCGAGAUAAAACAUAUUGUUAUAAGCGGCGGAGUCGCAGCAAAUGCGUACAUAUGCAAUGGUAUUUCAAAACUUGCUAACUUUCAUGGCAUAGAAGUAGUUCGACUUCCUUCCCGUCUAUGCACAGAUAAUGCUGAGAUGGUUGCCUGGAACGGCAUACUCUGUCUUAGAGAAAACUCCCCGGAUGUCCAUCGUUAUCCCGAAAUACCAGAAUCCGUUUAUGCACAUGCCCGAUUUCAUAUCGGCAGUUGUUCGCGCGCACUGGUACCAUCGAAACCCAGAAGAAAGCUCGGAAUAACGACAGUGCAUGGGGAUUUGCCGUUGAAGGUGUUCGAUAAGGAUCAACUAAGGCGAGAACACGAAUCAGCAUCUGCUGUUCGUUGA
Necator americanus (New World hookworm) is the source of this 1248-nucleotide messenger RNA. RefSeq lists its product as uncharacterized. The record is from RefSeq and is a predicted model, not a curated record. The transcript is spliced from 9 exons. Bases 1 to 1248 code for a protein of 415 amino acids. Gene Ontology annotation, cellular component: mitochondrion. NCBI's taxonomy places the organism in Eukaryota, Metazoa, Nematoda, Chromadorea, Rhabditida, Ancylostomatidae.